GUGCAAAGGAGUUGUCUCCUCCCAGUCCUGGAGACCUCGGCCUGGCAGAUCCACCGGACCUCCACCCCCUCCCCAUUUAAGCAGCAGCCUCGGAUCACUGGAUGGCCGCCCUGGCUCGCCGCAUGGCUGCCCAGCUCGCCGGCUGGCCCCGCCGCGGCCCUGGCUCCCAGCAUUGGCAGAUGGCAAGGGAAGGCGGGGCUCCGCCCGCUAAUUAGCUGGUGUUGCUGGGGGCAAGGCAGAGAGGGGGUGGCAGGGCUCGGGUAUUCCUGCCUCCGGAGCCAGCACAGUGGUGACCACUGCCCAGCGCCGGCCCCCCCUUCCCCAGCACUGGCUGCGGCCUCCCCUCCCACUGCAGCUGUCCCUGCCCUCCCCAUGUCACACGGGGUGCUGGUUCUUGUCUAACCGGCCUGCCUUUCUGUCAUCUUCUCCCCCCCUUUCUCCAUCCCUCCCCAGCAGCCCUGCAUCCAUGUGAAACCUGAGCCUGCUCCAGCCCUGCCCCUUGGCUCCACUCCUCCACCAGGCUCCUCUCCAUAAGACUUGCCGCAUUCCCCACCAUGGGUGACAUGAAGACGCCGGAUUUCGACGACCUCUUGGCAGCCUUCGACAUCCCUGAUAUUGACACCAAUGAGGCCAUUCAUUCUGGCCAUGAGGACACAGAUGGUCACAUCAAGCAGGUGCCUGGGGAGCCCGGCCCCCCUGACCAUGUCCUGCCCCAUGCGGACAUCACUGCGGUCAGCGUGAUCGUGAAGAACACUGUCUGUCCCGAGCAGCUCGACACCCUGGAUGGGCGCAGCAAGGAUGGACACAUCAUCGGGCCCCGCCUGCUGCAGAAUGGCUUUGGGGCCCCUGAGAUGCCCAGGUCCCCCACACCCAGGGCGGUGGAGACCGUGGCCUCCUCCAAUGGGGAGUGUUGGGUGAAGGAGAAAGGGGCCAAGCCCCUGGACAUCUUCUCCCACUUCAGCCCCGAUCCCAGCGAUGACAACGCAGCGUCAGACCUAAUCGACAGGCCCCGCGAGUGUAAGCCGAAGGAGAAGUCCCUCUCCGUGCCCUCCCUUUCUCCAUCACCCACCCCAUCUCCGACACCAUCACUGGACUGCAAAGAACCCAUGAGAGAGGGCACUGAGAGCCUCCCGCCAGCCUUCCCCCAGCCCUUUGAUCCCAGCCAGCCCAGGGGUGUGAACAGUUCCCCCUCUGCCCUCCCCUGCAUUAAGAAAGAGGAGUCGGACUCAGAGGAGGCUGCCCAGGACACCAGCCCCAAGGGCUUGGCUGCAGCAUUGGGUGACAGCCCUUUGGAUCACCUCAAGUCUGUCACAGUUCGCUACUCCACGGAUGAUUCCCCCAUCGCGUCCUGGCCCAGCUCGGAGCAGAACCUCGACAGCAGUGCCAGCAACAUCCCCGAAGUGAAGCACUCCCCCGCCAGCCCCCCAGAGCCUUUCUUCAAGCCUUCCCCCCCGGCUGCUGAGAGCCCACAGCCUCCCGCAUCUCCCAAGCUGCUGGGCAGCUGCUCUAUCAAGGAGGAGCCGGAGAUGCUAGAGAAGCCCAUGGGAAGUCCACGGAGCAUUUCCAGUGCUGAUGAGGACAUGGAAGACAACAACACAGAUUCCCCGUCCUCCAACUCCUCACGGCCCCUCAAAGUACGCAUCAAAACCAUCAAGACAUCCUCGGGCAGCAUCACGCGGACGGUCACCAGGAUUCCCUCGGAUUCAGAGCCCGGAGUAGUCAAGCUGUCCGAAGAGCAGGGUUCCCAGGAGGCUGGCAGCGAAGGCACUGUGUUCCCUGCCUCGGCUGACAAAGAGGAGGGGGCACUGGAGGUGCCAAAGGAGAAGCUGGAGCUCUCCAGCCCCUUGAAAACCAUUGAAGGGCCCAAAAUUGUCAGUGUCCAGCUGGGCGAUGGCACCAAAAUCAAGGGCACAGUCUUGCCCGUCUCCACCAUUCAGAAUGCCAGCAGUGCCAUGCUGAUCGCCGCCAGUGUAGCCCAGCAGAAAUCUGUGGUGCUCCCGGCAAAGACGGGCAAGGCCGUGGCCAAGAACAUCAUCAACCUGGUGCCUCAGGCCCUCCCCAAGGCGGACACAAGGUCCAACAUCAGCACAGUGACCCAGACCACCACCAUCACUACCACGGCCAACCAGAAGGUCAAUGGCACCACGGUGGUGAUGGUACAGCCACAGAAGCCUUCUCCGACCCUCGCUGGCACAGUCAUCUCCAGGAGUCAGUCCAGCCUGGUGGAAGCCUUCAACAAGAUCCUGAACAGCAAGAACCUCUUACCCACCUACAAGCCCAACCUGAACCCUCCGGCAGACUCCAGCCUGACUCUGCCGCCCUUUGGUUACCGCUGCCUGGAGUGUGGGGACGCCUUUGCCCUGGAGAAGAGCCUGGCGCGGCACUACGACCGGCGCAGCAUGCGCAUCGAGGUGACCUGUAACCACUGCACCAAGCGCUUGGUCUUCUUCAACAAGUGCAGCUUGCUCCUCCAUGCCCGGGAGCACAAGGACAAGGGACUCGUGAUGCAGUGCUCGCACUUGGUCAUGAGGCCCAUCGCCUUGGAUCAGAUGAUUGGCCAGCCCGACAUCACCCCCCUGGUCUCGGUGACUUCCCUCCCAGCAGGCAAAGUGGCCGGGGUGGCUCAGGAGGCUGUGGCCGUGGCCAAUGGGGCUCAGGACCUGCCCAUCUUGCCCCUGAGCAGCAGCUCAGAGCAAACGAGCUACAGCUGCUUCCGGUGUCUGGAGUGCAAGGAGCAGUGCAAGGACAAGGCCGGGCUGGCAGCACCCUUCCAGCCAGCCGGGGCUGCCGGCACUGCCAGCAGUACGGUGUGCCCGACGUGCCCCAUGAUCAUGCCCAACCGCUGCAGCUUCAGCGCCCACCAGCGGAUGCACAAGAACCGGCCGCCGCACGUGUGCCCGGAGUGCGGUGGGAACUUCCUGCUGGCCAACUUCGAGGCGCACCUCAAAGAAGCCUGCCUGCACUUCUCCAGGAGGGUGGGCUACAGGUGCCCCAGCUGUGCCGUGGUGUUCGGUGGCGUGAACUCCAUCAAGUCCCACAUCCAGACCUCGCACUGCGAAGUCUUCCACAAGUGCCCCAUCUGCCCCAUGGCGUUCAAGUCCGCCCCCAGCGCCCACGCCCAUGUCUACACCCAGCACCCGGGCUUCAGCAAUCAGCAGUCGAAGAUGAUUUACAAAUGCGCCAUGUGUGACACAGUCUUUACCCACAAGCCCCUGCUGUCCUCCCACUUUGACCAGCACCUGCUCAACCAGCGGGUCAGCGUGUUCAAGUGCCCCGACUGCCCACUGCUCUUUGCCCAGAAGCGCACCAUGCUGGAGCAUCUCAAGAACACUCACCAGCUGCAGAAGGCCAAGGAAGAUGUGGCCCGGAAGCCGGCUACCCUGCUCACGCCAAAGCAGGAGCCCGUUGAGGCCCCAGUCUCCAAACUGUCGGAGUCAUCGUCAUCAUCCUCAGAGGACGACGAGCCCCCCAGCUCCCCCGAGCUGCGCAAGACCAAACGCAGCCGUUUUCAGCGCAAGACGGACACGGCCAGCAAGUCCAAGGGCAGCGGCUGGACCUGUGGUGUCUGCCACUCCUGGUUCCCCGAGAGGGAUGAGUACGUGUCCCACAUGAAGAAGGAUCACGGGAAGUCAGUGAAGAAGUUCCCGUGCCGCCUUUGCGAGCGCUCCUUCUGCUCCGCCCCCAGCCUCCGGAGACACGUGCGCGUGAACCACGAGGGCAUCAAGCGCGUCUACCCCUGCCGAUACUGUACAGAGGGAAAGCGCACCUUCAGCAGUCGCCUCAUCCUGGAGAAGCACAUCCAGGUGCGGCAUGGUAUCAAAGUGACCGAUCAGACCCGGAGCCAGGAGGUCGUCAUCGCCCGCGUGGGCACUGGUGGCACCCAGGGGCCUGGCAGGAAACGGAAGCUGUCAUCAGACGACGGGGACUCGUGUAGCGAGGAGCCUGACAGCACCACACCACCAUCCAAGACUCCCAAGGGUGAGCGCCGGGCCCCCUUCCGGUGCCGCAAGUGCGGCUACCUGGCCAGCAGCGCAGCCGACUUCCAGGAGCACAUCCCCCAGCACCGGACAGACGAGAGCUCUCACCAGUGCCGGGAGUGCGGGCUGUGCUUCACCUCGCAGGUCUCCCUCAACCGCCAUCGCUUCAUCACCCACAAGAAGAAGAAGGGGGCGGCCGAAGCGGAGGUCCCCAGCCCUCGCAGCCCUGGGGAAGGGGGCACGGCCCACACGCCUGACGGCAAGCUGGCCUGCAAGGUCUGCGGCAAAGGCUUCGACAGCCAGCUCAACCUGAAGACACACUUCCGCACACACGGCAUGGCCUUCAUCAGGGCCCGCCAGAACACCAGCCCCGAGAACUAGGGGGCCAGGAGCCCCGGGGGCUGCUUCCUGCCUGCCCCCGGCACAAGCUGUGAAGAGAAGAGGGAUCCUUAUUUAUGAGCCUCGUCCGAUGCUGGCCAGGGCAUCCCAGAGCCCCCAGGCUUUGAGGGGCAGCGGCUGGGCAGGGUGGGGGGCCCUGUAUUGUCCAGUAGGGCUGCACCCAUGCAUGACAGGGACCUACUGUGCAGAGGGGACGCCAGGCAGCAAUGGGGCCAGCCAUGCCCAGCACCAGCCCAAAGGUUGCUGGUGUGCUCCAGCUCUUUGGGAGUCGGUCGUGUUCGGACUGGGCCAGAGCAGCCAAGGCCUCGGCAGUAGCUGGAGGUAGCUGUACUGCGCUCCUGCUCCAGCAUGGGAAGAACAUUGCUGGGGUCCUGGAAUGGCACCCAGCUGGGGUCUCGCAGCCCGUGCACAGCUCUGAUCCCUUCGCCCCGAUCCUCUCCGUCACACUGGCUCCCGGUGAGCUGAUGUCAGCCUGCCUGGGGCUGCGCAGAGGGCUCUCCUGUGGGCUACCCAAGCUGGCUCGCCUGUGAGACUAGACCCUCUAGUGAGAGGCAGGGCAGGGAGAGAAGCAGCCGUGGGGCCAGGUUGGUGUGUGCGGAGCAAGCUGGGCUCUGGCUUCGGCCUCACCUGCCCAGAGAGCCUCCCACGUCGUUUGAGGGGUGACGCGACCCCCCUGUGAUCCCUUUCUUUCCCCCUCUGUAACUUCAUCCCCCUCCAAAGAACAGGCUCCCAGCAGGCCCUACGGCACCAGACACGGAGGCACGCUUGGUCGCAGGGUUUGUCGACCUCCACGUUCUUCCCCUGAUGCACACACACAUUCCCCCACGUUCUCGUACACACCUCCCUGCCUCUCCCGGGAAGGUCCAGGCUUCCCUCCUGAACUGCGGGUGUGCAAUGGGAUCAGCUGUCCCUUUUCCUUCUCCCCUGUCCUCGCAGCCUGGCCCUGGGGCAAGUGGGCAGGAUGCAGUGCUGCUUCUCCACCCCAGCAAAGGGGGAGGCUGGGGGCCAAGAGCUCCGAUCUUGAAUCUGGGGGUGCUACGAGAGCCUGGACCCAGCAUGCAUCUGACCCCAGCUGUGCGCGCGGGCCACAGGAAGAAAACCCACUGUCGUGAAUUAUGUUGACCCUGGUGCUUAGAGUGAGCUAAGCAUCCUUAUUCCACCCCCCGCCCCUGGGGCCCCGAUCAGGGCAGCUGUCCCGGGGGCACCAACACACUUGAAUCAUGGUUGCGGGCACCACGAUGCCUGCAGAGUGCUCGCUGCAGUGAGCUGGCACCCGCCCCUCACCCGCCUCCCGGUCCGAGCCCCCGCCACGAUCACGUACAGGGUUCGGGAGCAUCUGAACUGCCCUGGCGGGCACGUGAAGCCAGGCAGGACAGGGACGGCGCCGGGUCCCUCAAUCAUGCUUGGGGAAACUUUUCUAUCGGUUCAGUUUGGGGGGGUUGUUUUUUCAUUUGUUUUUGGUUUGUUUGUUUUUUUGUUUUGUUUUUUUUAAAUCUUUUGGCUUCUGUGUUUCGGUUCGGGUGUUCGUGCGAGUGAUUAUGACUUCGGUAACUGAACGUGGGGCUCCUCUCUUAAAUUUUCUUGUGAACAACUAACCCGCUGUAAAGAUCUGUAACAUACACUAAGAAAAGAAAAAAUUACUGGUGUGAUUUUUUUUGUUUGUUUGUUUGUUUGCUUUUUAAUAUAUUUUUUCCCCCCUUUUAGAAGAGCAAUUUUUUCUUUUCUUUUUUUCCUCCUCUCCUGUGUUUUCUCCCACCCCCCUGCCGGCGGCCGCGUGGCCACGAGGAACAAACAGCACUGGCUUUUACUUUUGCUCGUCUCCCUUAAUUCCCAGCAAACCAGGGUUUGAGUGAACGUUUGCACCGUAGCAUCCGAGGCUUUAAAUAAAUCUCCCCCUGCCACCUCUCACUGUAACGGGAACCUGACGCUUUCGUCCCGCUCGCCUUCCCCAUCAGUAAGGACUGUCCCAUUUUAGUUACACUACCAGGACUCUAACCCAGCUGAAAUGCAAGGUAACUACAUGUCUGAUUUCCACCUCCCUCCGUAAUUGUUGUCUCCCAUCCUUACCCCCAUAUAUUUUUUUUUUUUUAAUGUAUUAGCUUGGGGCUGUGAAUGUGUAAAUGAUGUGUAAUAAUAUAGAAGAACCUAAAGUUUCUACCAGUUUUAGGAGAAAGGAGAAAAAAAGGCAACUCAAAACCAACGGCUUUGUAAUCGGAUUUUGUCCCAGACCCUCUCCAAGCACUUCA
This is a messenger RNA of Alligator sinensis (Chinese alligator), 6622 nucleotides long. RefSeq names its product zinc finger protein 687 (gene ZNF687). The record is from RefSeq and is a predicted model, not a curated record. The transcript is spliced from 9 exons. Bases 555 to 4358 code for a protein of 1267 amino acids. Lineage: Eukaryota; Metazoa; Chordata; Crocodylia; Alligatoridae.